This is a messenger RNA of Strigops habroptila (Kakapo), 1620 nucleotides long. RefSeq names its product calcyphosine like (gene CAPSL). The record is from RefSeq and is a predicted model, not a curated record. Lineage: Eukaryota; Metazoa; Chordata; Aves; Psittaciformes; Psittacidae. Gene Ontology annotation, molecular function: calcium ion binding. The transcript is spliced from 6 exons. Bases 212 to 838 code for a protein of 208 amino acids.
GGGGGGCAAGGCAGCCGGGUGUGUAAACAAGUAAAACGAGAUGGACAAGGAAGCUCUGCAGUGAGCCUGCGGCCCUGCACCCCCUCCACUUGCUGCCUGAGCCUGGCGAGAGCCUGGGAACGGGGAGGCUGGUGGGACACGGUGACGUCCCAGCCCCCCAGACACCUCCCAGGUCCUGAGUGGAAACCCUGGGUGCAGGAUAACAUUGCAGAUGCCGGGCACCGCAAGGCAUGACCGAGAGAUGGCAAUCCAGGCCAAAAGGAAUCUGUCCAAAACCACUGACCCCGUAGAAAGACUUCGCCUGCAGUGUUUAGCAAGGGGAUCUGCAGGCAUCAAAGGACUUGGCAAAGUGUUUAGGAUUAUGGAUGAUGACAACAGCAGGACCCUUGAUUUCAAAGAGUUUGUGAAAGGAUUAAAUGAUUAUGCUGUGAUGAUAGACAAGGAAGAAGCACAAGAGAUUUUCCGGAUAUUUGAUAAAGAUGGCAGUGGAACAAUUGAUUUUGAUGAAUUUCUUGUUACACUGAGACCUCCCAUGUCAAAUGCAAGAAAAGAGAUCAUCAUGCAGGCAUUUAGGAAGUUAGAUAAGACUGGAGAUGGUGUCAUAACAAUUGAAGACUUACGGGGGGUGUAUAAUGCAAAGCAUCAUCCCAAAUACCAGAAUGGAGACUGGACAGAAGAUCAAGUUUUUAGGGCCUUUCUGGAUAAUUUUGAUUCACCCUAUGACAAAGAUGGAAAGGUCACAACAGAAGAAUUCAUGAACUACUAUGCAGGAGUGAGCGCUUCAAUAGACACAGAUGUCUAUUUUAUCGUCAUGAUGAAGAACGCUUGGAAACUAUGAUCAUAUGAUUAAAGGAGCAAGACUUUACUUCCCCCUUUUGUUACAAAAGAUGAAUUUUUGAACUACUAUUCUGGAGUUAGUGCUUCUGUGGACAGUGAUGCCUACUUCAUUUUAAUGAUGAAGAAAUCCUGGAAACUCUGACUUUUGCUUCCAUUAGCCCCAACUUUUUUGGGACCAGAGACCAUAAAGAAGAGAAACACUGUUUAGUUCGUUGCGGGUUUGAGUUUUUGUCACCCGUUCCCAUCUGAUCACCGUUCUCAGAGCUGAAUGGUUUGAUGACAACAAGGAGUGUGCCAAUGUUGGACUCUGACAUGGAGCUUCAUUCAGCAGGUGGCGCUUGAAAGCCGAGGAGCACCCCGCCUUACCGAACUGUAGAGCUGCGGGGUGGGAAAGGGAACGGGAGAGUCGGUACAAAUUCACAAUUGCGUUUCCUGGCAUCAUUAGGGUUUUCUUGUGUGUCUGUACAUUAGCUUUUGUUUUGCCAAUGUCCUGUUACACACGGGAGUGCUAAUUUGGAAGGCUUCAUUAUGACAGUAAUAAGGAACUCUUUGACCCUAAAAUAAUUUCUCACAGAGAUGAUAAACCUCCUUUAUGUUACUUUUCAGCUUAUUUUAAAGGAUAGCUUCAGAAAACCACAACCAAACAGAUAACUAGCUGGAGCAAGAAGCAUAUUGACUAAAAGCCUGCUGAUGUUCCCCCCCCCCCAGGGCUGCAGCACUGUGAUAUUGGUGUGUAAAUACAGGAGUUUGAAUCAAUAAACACUUUUGUUAAGAAACCUGGAA